Leptonychotes weddellii (Weddell seal) is the source of this 2132-nucleotide messenger RNA. Lineage: Eukaryota; Metazoa; Chordata; Mammalia; Carnivora; Phocidae. The record is from RefSeq and is a predicted model, not a curated record.
GGCCAACAGCAAAGCAUCUGCAAAAUAUAAAAAGGAGGUCCUUUAAGCAGACAUGUCUAAUCACCUCCCCUACCUUAGCCUGUGGAAGGUGUGAGCCUGAACAACACUGAACCCAGAGAAUGAAAGCAACUCAGCUUCAGUUCCUGUUCUGCAUUAUGUUGAAAGUUGGUGAUAGGCCUUGUCCAUCCCAGUAAGUUUCGGUGGUGACGGUGGGGUGAGCAGAACGUGGUUGCGACAAAGGGAAGCUGGAGAGAUUUUUAGCUCUUCUUUUAGGGAGGUCUUCACAGAGCACUUUCUUUCUUUGUGCAUUCCUGUAACACCAGAUAGACCGAUAUUUCAGUGUAAGUAUAAAGAAUAUAUGUUCCAGAGCUAAAGACAAAUAGUUUUCAUAUUCUCUGUUGUUGUGCAUCAUUAGUGGCCCUGCUUCUUUCAAUGAACAUGGAUAAUUGGAACUUUGCUAUAGUUGGUUUUGCACAGUGUUUUUCUUAAUGCUUUGAAUUUGACUGUAUUGUUUUGUUCAUUCAUUCACUCACCUGCUCUUCCAUUCAUCCAGAAAGUAUUUGUGGAACACCUAUUCUGUGGUAUGUUCUGCAGGAACUUAUAAUCCAGUAGGUGUCUGACCUGAACAAAAAUGAUACAUUUCCAGACAGUAAAGACAUAGCACUUGAGUGCUAUGGCUUCGAUGCUAGAUGGCAAGUGCUUUAUGAUUUAAGGAAAAUGAACAUAUUUCUAAUUGAAUGACUUUAGAGACAGUUCCUGGAGAAGACCACCUCUGGGUGGGGCCUUGAUGGAAGGGUAGGCUUCCAUCAAGGUAGAGGUGAAGUAGUGUAUUCUAGGUGGAGGGAUGGCUGGGAUGAAGGAUUUUGUGGAGAAUUCAUGAAAUAUGAGGUUGGAAAUAAAAAUAAGAAUUAUCAUUUAUUAAUCCUUUUUUAUUAGAUAAAUUUAUGGGCACUUUAUAAUAGAAUAUUACGUUUAAUCUUGUGAAUAUUAUUAUAAAGCAAGUAUUAUAAUCCAGCUAGAAAGAAGAGAAACCAGAGGUUCAGUGAUGAGGCCAGGUCAAGAUUUAAACCCAGUCCCAGAUCCUGAUACCUUUCUGUCCCACAUUGAGGAGCUCUUAGACUCUGGGAGGCUCAAUCACCAAGCUAAUGAGUUUACUACUCAUUUUGGCACCCUGAUAUCUUCAUGUGUGACUGUUCCCAUUUCCAGGUGAGGACCUGAGGUUCAGAAAGAAGCCAUGGUCCCAUAAAACACUGGGGAUCCUGAGUUCAGCUAGAGCAUGGGUUGCCUCUUGUCAGCAAAUGACAUCAGAGUCCCUAACCAACUCAACCUUCUCUAUUUUCCAGGUCAAGUCCCUGCUCCUGGUGGUGUUGGGGCUCACCUUCCUGAGGGAGGGGGCAGCUCGAAAAAACCCAAAAGCAGGGGGUGCUGCCCUGUGCCCUCCUCUGGAGGAUAACAGUGUGAGGGUUGACAUCCACAUCCUCAGGCAAAACCAGGGUAUUUCCAUCUCAAAUGAUUUUCAGAACCGCUCCAGCUCCCCUUGGGAUUACAACAUCACCCGGGACCCCCACCGGUUCCCCUCGGAGAUUGCAGAGGCCCAGUGCAGGUAUUCGGGCUGCAUCAAUGCCGAGGGGCAGGAAGACAGCUCCAUGAAUUCUGUUCCCAUCCAGCAGGAGUUCCUGGUCCUGCGGAGGGAGCCCCGGGGCUGCACUCGCUCCUUCCGGCUGGAGAAAGUGCUGGUGACGGUGGGCUGCACCUGUGUCACCCCCAUCGUGCGCUAUGUGCACGCCUGAACGUCCGCUUGGCUGAAGAAGCCCUGAAAUACCACUGCCAGAGCUCUGCAGCUAGUCCUCUGUGGUCCCAAUUCUCUCCACUUCAUCGGCCUCUUGAUAAGACUGGGCGGAAUUCUCAGAGCUCUGUACUAGAUAGAGUGUCAACUUUCUGGGGGCGCUUCCAGAUCAUAACCUAGUCCUGAGCUGUUCCACUGCCCCAAACCCUUGAAAAUGGACGGAGGAGAAGGAAGGCGCACAUAGCCCUGCCGUCGCUGUGAUUUGGUGCCAUUCCCGGGGAAUUCUGUUGCAAAUUCUGUUCCGUGUGGAUGAAGAUGCAGAAAAUGUAACCACAGUAUGAGUGUG